UUUUUCUAAUUGCUCUCGUUUUGAACUUCGCCUGCAAAGGACUCUUGGCGUUUGAUAUUUUUUUCGGUGAUAUAACUCAGAGUGCGAUGCCCUGCUCUGCUACUAUUGUGAAUACUUGCAGAAUGACAUCAGCUGGCCCUCCACCAGCAAGUCCUCCAAAACCAGGAUCUUUCUCAGCACGAUACGAUGCUUUCAUCGCACGGUGGCCGAAGGUAUACGCGUUGCAUAGGAUGGUAGUUGAUGGUUCUCGUUGGUGUUUUUCGGAUAUUAAGACAUAUAUCCGAUUAAAACGUGAGCUAUCCUCUGACGCGAGAUCAUUGGAGAGCUUAAGCAUGCCCGAAUUGGAGGUGCUCGUGCAAAGUGGUGGCGAACUGGCGAAAAUGCUUGCACUGGUCGUCGUACUCCAAAUUCCUGGCCCGGGUGACAUCCUCAUUUUACUGCUUAUUUUCUUUCCGCGUCUCAUCUUAACACGUCAUUUCUGGAGUGAUGCCCAACGGAAGAAAUUCUUCCAGAUAGAUGUUGAACGAUCUCUCAAAAAUUGUUCGCUUCGUUCUCUGAUAGGGGAUCCAUCAUCUGUCGAACAAAUACGCUUGACUAACCUCGAUCAGCUGAAUUUCGAGACAUUGGCUUAUAAUGAGAAUUGCGAACUCGCUAAAGAGCUUAUUAACUUAUAUUAA
This is a messenger RNA of Haemonchus placei, 677 nucleotides long. Lineage: Eukaryota; Metazoa; Nematoda; Chromadorea; Rhabditida; Trichostrongylidae. The record is from the annotation of a GenBank genome assembly.